AUGGAUCCUUCGGAAACAAUGGACGUUGACGAAAUAAAAACAGAAAAAUCAGAGACUAAAUUACCGUUUUCCAUUGAAAAUUUAUUGGCAGACAAAUUCGAAAAACAGACUGAUUUUGUAAAUGAAGCCAAUGCGUCGACUAGUGGUGUGAAUUGUGAAUUAAAAAGCAGUUUUGUUAGUGAUGUGACUGAAAAUAUUGAUUCUGACGAUGAUGCUAGCAGCAACAGUUCGGAAAAUGUCGACGUUGAGAGUUCGACCGUCGGCGAUGCGCAGGAGUUCCUUGAUAUUAAAUCUACUGAUUAUCAACAAUCAGGAUCAUGUUCGUCACGAGGCAAGCGCGCGCGCACGGCAUUCAGCGCGCAGCAGAUCAAGAGCUUGGAGGCUGAGUUCGAGAAGAACAGAUACUUGUCCGUCGCAGCGAGGGGGAGGCUCGCCAGGCAGCUGAGGCUUACUGAGACACAGAUAAAAAUAUGGUUCCAAAACCGCCGAACGAAGUGGAAACGAAAAUACACAAACGACAUCGAACUCCUUGCUCAACAGUAUUACAGCAGCCUCGGAAUCGUGAGCCCUCGGCCCAUGUUCGUCGGCGAUCGCCUGUGGAUCUUCAACUACCCAAACAGGGUCCCACCAACACAGCAACAACAAUGGAUGAAAUCACUCAACACAAUGAACGCACAAAACCAAAUAAUAGACAGAACAAACAUGUUUCGAAAUCUACCAAAGCCAGAGGUCCCAUUUCUAAACCCUAGUGUGUAUCCGAACGAAAGAGUUUUCAUGGACCGCGGUUUGAGUUUGGCGGGAAAUGUCAAUGUCAAAAUGCCCGCCCAAAGUCGAAUUUUGCCGCGUGAAGUUUACAAUAAUAUGGCUCAAAGGAGUAUGGAUGUGUAUAAAAAUAAUAUUUUAAGCCAUAGCAGCCCACCGCAAGAGUCUAAUGUGGACCAUUUGAGAAGGUUAGAGGAGAAUUUCAGUAUUUAGUAAG
This is a messenger RNA of Helicoverpa armigera (cotton bollworm), 979 nucleotides long. It is a transcript of the gene lms, whose product is annotated as homeobox protein ceh-19. Gene Ontology annotation, cellular component: nucleus. The record is from RefSeq and is a predicted model, not a curated record. NCBI's taxonomy places the organism in Eukaryota, Metazoa, Arthropoda, Insecta, Lepidoptera, Noctuidae. The transcript is spliced from 3 exons. Bases 1 to 975 code for a protein of 324 amino acids. Gene Ontology annotation, biological process: regulation of transcription by RNA polymerase II; central nervous system development; neuron differentiation. Gene Ontology annotation, molecular function: DNA-binding transcription factor activity, RNA polymerase II-specific; RNA polymerase II cis-regulatory region sequence-specific DNA binding.